Molecule: messenger RNA, 1455 nt
Organism: Aspergillus udagawae
Lineage: Eukaryota; Fungi; Ascomycota; Eurotiomycetes; Eurotiales; Aspergillaceae
Product: putative phthalate transporter
Exons: 8
Coding region: 1-1455 (484 amino acids)
Biological process (GO): transmembrane transport
Cellular component (GO): membrane
Molecular function (GO): transmembrane transporter activity
Source: RefSeq, a predicted model, not a curated record
AUGUCACCUCCUACCAGCGAGAAGCCUGGCAGCGUGGAAAAUGUCGAAGAUGUCGGCCAGCGCGCUCUCGACGACAUUGACUAUGACGAGGAAUACUCGUACGAAGAGCAGCGCAAGAUCAUCCAUCGCAUUGACCGGCGCCUGGUCACCAUGACGGGUCUUGCAUACUGCAUCUCGCUGAUGGACAGGACGAAUCUCAGUAUGGCUGCUGUGGCGGGUAUGAUCAAGGAGUUGGGUUUGCAUAAAGGGACGAGAUAUUCCGUCAUUGUGCUUAUAUUCUUCGUCCCCUAUGUCAUCUUCCAACCCGCCAUGACGGUUAUCACGAGAAAACUGGGUCCUACAUUCUUUCUGGGAGCUAUCGUCAUUUCAUGGGGCGCAAUUCUGGUCGGAAUGGGCUUCACGAAAGAUUGGAAGCAAAUGGUUGUAUGUCGUAUGCUGCUUGGUAUUCUGGAAGCAGGGUACUUUCCCGGCUGUGUGUACCUGCUUUCCAGUUGGUAUGUAAGAUACGACGUCCAAAAGCGCUUCUCGGUGUUCUAUCUUAUUGGAUGUGUGGCCUCGGCCCUGGCGGGUAUUCUCGCUUUUGGCUUGUCUCAAAUGGCUGGUAUCCAGGGCCUGGGAGGCUGGAGAUGGAUCUUCAUCAUGGAGGGAGUGAUCACCGGAGUUAUUGGAGUCUUGACCCUUCUCCUGCUCGUCGACUUUCCCGAUCGAGCACACAAAUCCUGGCGAUUCCUCACCGAAAAGGAGUGCGCCUUUAUCGUCCGGCGCAUCAACCGGGACCGGUCCGAUGCUGAUAAUGAGCCCUUCACUCUAAGACGCUUCCUCACCCCCGCGCUCGACCCGAAGAUUUGGGGCUUCGCAAUGCUUUUCCUCUGCACAACCACCGUCACCUACGCCAUCGCAUACUUCCUGCCCAUCAUCCUCCAACAAGGUAUGGGCUACAGCGUCGGCGCCUCCCAAUGCCUCGUCGCACCCCCCUUCGUCUUCGCCGGCAUCGUCAUGUUCGCCUCCGCCUGGGUCGGCGACAAGUACCGCGUGCGAGGCGUGCUCGUCGUCGUCAACUCCAUCCUGUGUCUGAUUGGCCUGCCCAUCCUGGGUUUCCACUCGAACAACGCCGUCCGCUACUUUGGCGUCUUCCUCGCCACCGCCGGCGCCAACUCCAACAUCCCCGCCAUCAUGGCCUACCAGGCCAACAAUGUCCGCGGCCAGUGGACCCGAGCGCUCUCCAGCGCGACGCUGGUCGGAUUUGGUGGCAUUGGUGGCAUCGUCAGCAGUCUGGUCUUCCGGUCCCAGGAUGCGCCGGGAUAUCGGCCAGGCAUUUCGACGACUAUCGGAUGCAAUGUUCUGAUUCUGAUUAUCGUGGCGGCUAUGAGUCUGUGGUUCCGCAUCUGCAAUAAGCAGGCGGAUCGGGGGCAGCGGAUUAUCGAGGGGUCGGCUUCCUUCCGGUAUACGAUUUAA